This is a messenger RNA of Polyodon spathula (Mississippi paddlefish), 974 nucleotides long. RefSeq names its product cholesterol 25-hydroxylase (gene ch25h). The record is from RefSeq and is a predicted model, not a curated record. The coding region runs from base 8 to 835 and encodes 275 amino acids. NCBI's taxonomy places the organism in Eukaryota, Metazoa, Chordata, Actinopteri, Acipenseriformes, Polyodontidae. Gene Ontology annotation, biological process: sterol biosynthetic process; cholesterol metabolic process. The transcript has a single exon. Gene Ontology annotation, molecular function: iron ion binding; steroid hydroxylase activity; C-4 methylsterol oxidase activity.
GAACAGUAUGAACGGGAAUAACCAUUCUCGAUUACACGACUGCACUUCUACCAGCUUGCAGGACACGCUGGUACUGCAGAACACGUGGGACCUAAUGAGAGCCAAUGACAACUUGCUUAAAUCAUUAUUCUUUCCAGUAAUUUUCUCUUUCACAGUCUACAUGGGAUUUUGCUUACCAUUUGUGCUGUUGGACGUCCUCUCACCUAAAAUGACUUUUUUAAGAAAAUACAAGAUACAGCAGCAGAACUACCCUACUUGGGCAAUGAUGCGAACCUGCAUAAUGCGGACAGUCUACAACCACAUUGUCUUUAUUUUUCCAUUGACUGUUGCUCACUGGUACUGGAGACCUGUAAGCUACCCAACACAAGGCCCGGGGCUCGUGAAAGCACUAUUGGAUAUUUUAGCAUGUCUGUUGCUGUUUGAUUUUCAGAUUUUCGUCUGGCAUUUGAUACAUCACAAAGUUCCUUGGCUUUACAAAAACUUCCACAAGGUUCAUCACAAGUAUACAGCCACGUUUGCACUGACCACUGAGCACUCCGGUGCCUGGGAGACGCUUUCCUUGGGAUUCUUCGCUGCCAUCAACCCCUUGCUGUUGAACUGCCAUCCUUUGACAGAAAUGUUGUUCUUUGUUGUCAACAUCUGGCUGUCUGUAGAAGAUCAUUCUGGCUAUGAUUUUCCGUGGUCUACCCAUAGACUCAUACCAUUUGGACUUUUUGGUGGGGCACCACACCACGACGGCCAUCACAUGAAGUUCAAAUUCAAUUACGCACCUUAUUUUACCCACUGGGACAGACUCUUUGGCACUUUGUUGAAAACACCAGUUAAUGAGCACUAAAUGAGCCAACAUGUAGAACAUUUAAGAAGUAAUAUUAAAAUGUUCCUGCUGGCCAGUAACAAUAUGUAUUGAUACUAUAUAUAUAUGUGUGUGUGUGUGUGAGAGAGAGAUAUAUUUAAAAUAUUUAUUUUAUAUUAAA